GGGGAGAGGAGAGGGAGAGGGCCAGCGAGGAAAGGCUAGAAAGAGUGACUGGUAGCCGGGAAUCCCUUGAAGAGAGCAAGCAAGCGAGGAAUAGGGGAGACUGAGACUGACCGGUAGCCAGCCAGGCAGACGGACGCAUGCCCGGACAGACAGAAGGCGCCGGAGAACCGAUAGGUUCCUUCUGCCUUUCUUUUUGAAAAGCAGGAUUUUGAUUUUUCAGUGGCGCCCAAGAGAGAAUGCUGGACUCUGCUGCCUUAAGCGCAAGCUAAGAUUUCUCAGCUAGGAAGGAAAGAUCAGCCCAGUCCCGAGAGGGGGAGGGAAGCCAGAGCCCCUGCCUCCAACCCCCUUCCCUCCCCCGACCAUACUCGGGGGCCAAACCCAGACCUUCCCCUAACCAUCUGACUUCCUCCUUUCCUUUUUAGCAUGGUGGCUGUAUGGACAGUCUGACAGAACAGAGACUGACAUCUCCCAAUCUGCCGGCCCCCCACCUGGAACACUACAGUGUUCUGCAUUGCACCAUGACCCUGGAUGUGCAAACUGUAGUCGUUUUUGCUGUGAUUGUAGUCCUCCUGCUUGUCAAUGUCAUACUCAUGUUUUUCUUGGGAACGCGCUGAAUGGAGUCCAGCCACCUGAGCGGUUGCGAACUCUCGCUUUGAUUUCAUCCCAAGAGCCUCUGAGGGGGAAAAAAAAAUCCAAAAGAGACAGUCCGAGACAGGGAAAGAGAGGGAGAGAAAGAGCAAGCUUUCUUACUCAGGGGGGAAAACGUUUUGAGCUUCAACAUGGCCUCGCUGUGAUAUGUAUGACGUUGCUGAUCACUGGAGAUUCCAUCGUUAGCGCUGAGGCAGUAUGGGAUCACGUCACCAUGGCCAACCGGGAGUUGGCAUUUAAAGCUGGCGACGUCAUCAAAGUCUUGGAUGCUUCCAACAAGGAUUGGUGGUGGGGCCAGAUCGACGAUGAGGAGGGAUGGUUUCCUGCCAGCUUUGUGAGGCUCUGGGUGAACCAGGAGGAUGGGGUGGAGGAAGGGCCCAGUGAUGUGCAGAAUGGGCACCUGGACCCCAACUCAGACUGCCUCUGUCUAGGCCGGCCUCUACAGAACCGGGAUCAGAUGCGUGCCAAUGUCAUCAAUGAGAUCAUGAGCACUGAGCGUCAUUACAUCAAGCACCUCAAGGAUAUUUGUGAGGGCUACCUGAAGCAGUGCCGAAAGAGAAGGGACAUGUUCAGUGAUGAGCAACUGAAAAUAAUCUUUGGGAACAUUGAAGACAUCUACAGAUUUCAGAUGGGCUUCGUGAGAGACCUGGAGAAGCAGUACAACAAUGAUGACCCCCACCUCAGUGAGAUAGGUCCCUGCUUCCUAGAGCACCAAGAUGGAUUCUGGAUAUAUUCUGAAUAUUGUAACAACCACCUGGAUGCCUGCAUGGAACUCUCCAAGCUGAUGAAGGACAGCCGCUACCAGCACUUCUUUGAGGCCUGCCGCCUCUUGCAGCAGAUGAUUGACAUUGCUAUUGAUGGUUUUCUUUUGACUCCAGUGCAGAAGAUCUGCAAAUAUCCCUUACAGUUAGCUGAGCUCCUUAAGUAUACUGCCCAAGACCACAGUGACUACAGAUACGUUGCAGCUGCUUUGGCUGUCAUGAGAAAUGUUACUCAACAGAUCAACGAACGCAAGCGUCGUCUGGAAAAUAUCGACAAGAUUGCUCAAUGGCAGGCCUCUGUCCUAGAUUGGGAGGGCGAGGACAUUUUAGACAGGAGCUCGGAGCUGAUCUACACUGGGGAGAUGGCCUGGAUCUACCAGCCCUAUGGUCGCAACCAGCAGAGAGUCUUCUUCCUGUUUGACCACCAGAUGGUCCUCUGCAAGAAGGAUCUAAUCCGGAGAGACAUCCUAUACUACAAAGGGCGCAUUGACAUGGAUAAAUAUGAGGUAAUUGACAUUGAAGAUGGCAGAGAUGAUGACUUUAAUGUUAGCAUGAAAAAUGCUUUCAAGCUUCAUAACAAGGAAACAGAAGAGGUACAUCUUUUCUUUGCCAAGAAGCUGGAGGAGAAAAUUCGUUGGCUCAGAGCAUUCAGAGAAGAGAGGAAAAUGGUACAGGAAGAUGAAAAAAUUGGCUUUGAGAUUUCUGAAAACCAGAAGAGGCAGGCUGCACUGACCGUGAGGAAAGUAUCUAAACAAAAAGGUGUCAACUCUGCCCGCUCAGUUCCUCCUUCUUACCCGCCACCACAGGACCCAUUAAACCAGGGCCAAUACCUGGUCCCUGAUGGCAUCGCUCAGUCUCAAGUCUUUGAGUUCACUGAACCGAAGCGCAGCCAGUCACCAUUCUGGCAAAACUUCAGCAGGUUAACCCCUUUCAAAAAAUAAUACCUAUAGGGAGGCAGGCAAUUUUAAAAUAAAGUAAAUAAAAUUAUAUUUAUAGAUGGACCUUUUUUCGGAGAAGCACUGUUGAAAAUUUAUAUUUGUGUGUGUAUGUGUGUGUAUUUGUAUAUAUAUGCAUACUUAUAUACAUAUAUAUGUAUAUAUAAAUACACACAGGUAGACCUUUAAGUAUGCACAUGUGUGUGUGGGGGCAUGCGUGUACAUGUGCAUGGACAUGCAUGCACACAUACAUACAUGAACACACAGAGAGAAGGACCAAAAACAUUUUCUGUUGUUUUGGGGAAUUGAAAUCUGUAGCUGGUAGGAAGAAGUACCAUUGACUUCAAAACAUGUGGUGAUCCCUUCUUAAAAGUUUUUAGUUCCUACCUUGUUCCUCUCCCCUUUCUUUCAGAAAUUGACAUUUCUCUUUGUUCUUUUUCUUGUUAAAAUAAUCUCUUUACUCCUCUGAUUCACUGACUUGUCAUAACUGAGUAUUUUCAUUGUUUUAUUUCCCUUUCCUGAUGAUACUGAUUCUGAUGACUUUUGAAUUUAAUUUGAUGUGGUGGGUCUAGACUUUCUUUUCUCUGUCACUUUUCACUGAGAAGGGGAAGAUUCCCAUUUCCUGUACUUCAAGCAACCAUCUGCAAAUAUUCCUGUAGCCCUAUGGUUAUCCCAACAGCCUUUUCCCAGCAUCCUGUGUCAACAGUUAUGCCAGUCUAGACAUGCUCUGUUGUGCCCUGUGACUUCUCUGCUUGGUAUUUAUAUUGCUUUCACUGUGUUUUAGGUAUUGUGGAAGGAUAUUAAACCAAAAAGAAGCAAGGGAGUGAAAGAAUCUAACAAUGGUAGAGAGACUUCUCUUCAGGGAAUGUUAUUGACUUAGGUGUUUUCUUCUAGCAAUGAGGAUUCCCAUGUAACAGUACUGCUGCAGAUUGAAGUCUGUCAUCUGAGGGCUACUUUUGGCUAGUUGGUCUCUUUGCCAAGCCCCCAUUAUUAUGAGUCUCCUUUUCAGCCUAUCUCUUCCCUAGACAAAAAAAAAAAAGAUCUAAACUGGGAGCAACGAAGUUGAGACUCAGUCUCCUGGCAGACGGAUUUAUCUCCACCCGCUCACCCCAUACCCAGUAGGUAGGUGUCAGGUGGGGCUCUCUGAAUAGCAGUCAUUUCAGUGUCCUGGUCAUCCCUCAUUCCAUUUGUAGAUUUUUAAACAGCACUGAUAGGAGUCUAUGGAGGGGUUCAAGACAGAACCUACCUGACCAAGAUCAUCAGCUGCCUUCAAAUUAUUAACCUGGACAGAGU
Messenger RNA from Nannospalax galili (Upper Galilee mountains blind mole rat), 3637 nucleotides. It is a transcript of the gene Arhgef9, whose product is annotated as Cdc42 guanine nucleotide exchange factor 9. The transcript is spliced from 10 exons. The record is from RefSeq and is a predicted model, not a curated record. Gene Ontology annotation, molecular function: protein binding; guanyl-nucleotide exchange factor activity. Lineage: Eukaryota; Metazoa; Chordata; Mammalia; Rodentia; Spalacidae. Bases 800 to 2350 code for a protein of 516 amino acids.